Messenger RNA from Aphanomyces invadans, 483 nucleotides. RefSeq lists its product as hypothetical. The annotation marks the transcript as partial. NCBI's taxonomy places the organism in Eukaryota, Oomycota, Saprolegniomycetes, Saprolegniales, Verrucalvaceae. The record is from RefSeq and is a predicted model, not a curated record. The transcript has 2 exons.
AUGUCAAGCGACCUGGGAGUCGACAACGCUGACACACAAGCGCGCAAAUGGUGGAGAGACUCAGAUGACUUGAGUUUGCUCACACAACAAGUAAAGAACACCACCAAAGCAUGGGACGCUCUGGCAGCAAAGCUGCUGGGGGUACCAGGUUUUGGCCGCGCGUCGUUGGAUGGCAAGAAGGCUGCGAACAGGUUCUACCAGCUCCUGCGUGGACAUCGGCGAUUCCAAAACAGCUCGAAGUACAUGUCUGGUAUUGAGCAGGACGAGACAGGAAAGAUUGUUCUUUUGGACGAGCUAGUUCAGCUGCUCGACGAGGCCACCGACCAACGCAACGCCGACCGAGCUGUCGUCAAUGCCAAGGCAAUGGAACAGGAGGCUGAAGCGUCGUUUAUCCGAGAACAAGCAAUGAAGAGCGGGAGGGUCAAGCCCAUGGACACCGACGAGUCAACAGACAGUGAUGUUGUUGGGCGAAAACGCAAAGCG